Messenger RNA from Apis cerana (Asiatic honeybee), 4678 nucleotides. RefSeq lists its product as uncharacterized. NCBI's taxonomy places the organism in Eukaryota, Metazoa, Arthropoda, Insecta, Hymenoptera, Apidae. The record is from RefSeq and is a predicted model, not a curated record.
GAGGACCAAGCGAGCAGCAAACCAGACUGGGAACGCCAGAGUGCCCUACGACUGCGCCGCGUGCACAUCCCUGCCUCCUCUCUCGAUCGCUCUCCGUCACCGGGACCACUUACAUAGAUCAUCAGUUUCCAGCCAAGUGCAUCGCGAUCCACGGUCAACCUCGUCGAUAAAUCGCGUUACGGUUCUUCUCUCCUUUUUCUUCAGUGUUUUCAAGUGCGUUCUUCGCUCUCCUCUCCUCCGUCCUGCUGGAUCUUUCGAAUUUUUAGAUCCAGAAACAGAGAGAGAGAGAGAGAGGUUUGGAUGUUACGGAAGAAAAGAUCGUCCACGAUUCUCCUUCCAUCGGAUAACUUCCGUGACUUUCUAUCAUUCUCGUGAUUCCUCUACCGGAGGAACAAUUCGUAAGAGGAAUAAAAUCGUGAAGUAAAAUGCGCGCAGCCCUGACGAGCUACCGAUAAGUGACACCGAGUUCAUCGAGGGCCUGUAUCGAUCGUUCCUUCCAUCGAGCACCAUCGAGCUUACGAUGCCAGCUCGACCAAAGGGUCGAGGAUAAUAUAAAAGAUAAGAGGAAUCGUACGCGGGAACAGAGCUUUUUCGCGAAGAUCGGUGAGAGAGAGAGAGAGAGGGGAGCGGAUCGAAAGCGAUGCGUUGAGCCAUCGAUCACGGAGCGGCGCGGGGAUGAGCGAGGCGUUCAAUUAAAUCGUUCCAGAAGCGCGAGCGACCGAGAGAGAGAGAAAGAGAGAGAGAGAAAACGAAGAAACGGGGGGAAUUGCGUGACUCGGUUGGAAAAUAUUAGUCGUGGAGACGCGGCUUACGAUGUCGCCUCUCGUUUUCGUCGCCAUACCGAAUCAGCGGUCGCGCUGAAUCACGGGACGAUUGUUGUUCCUCCUCUGCCUGGAAGAAGAAAUUCAACCGGAUCCGGGUGUACAACGAUUCCUUCCUUCGAGAUCCGUUUUUCCCCUCUCGUUUCGAGGGUCGAGACGAAAAUCCUCGAAAGAUCCGAGGAGGAGGCGAGCGGGCAAAGGGAGAAAGAAAAAGGAAAAAAAAACGAUCGACGAUCGCUCGAUCAACGCGUCCAUGUUCUAGCCUGGAGCGUGCGUCCCCCGCCGAUUGAUUUGGCGCGCGCGUGACGGGAAAGAGGAACACGGGACUUUGGAGGUAUUCCAAACGGCGGAUAUACACAUCGUGGACGAUGAAGUGGUGCUUAGUGAUGCUGAUUCUGGCCGGUGUCACGAGGGCCGACAAUUCGGUCGACGCGGACUAUUCGAUCCUCAAGUGUCCGGACCUGAAUUCCCAAGAGGAGAUCGAUUUGAACGAGAUAAUGGGCAAGUGGUACGUGGUCGAGGUGUUGGAGCACAAAGUCGAUCCAUCGAAGCCCAACGGCUCGUACAAGGUCAAUUCCUGCCCGAUCGUCAAGCUGAGAGCGGUCGAGAACACGUCCAAGUACUUCUCCUCGUUGAGGCUGUUGUGGACCGAGGAGAUCGGCGACCUCGAGUACACUUUCCGGAUACCGGACGUAUCCAGGAAGCCGGGCUUUUGGAUUUCCACCUCUGUGCAAAAUGGUACACUGGUGGAGAGGGGGUACAAGCAAUUCAGCGGGAACGUGCACGUGAUGAAGGCCGUCGCCUCGGACAUGGUGCUGACUUUCUGUUCCCGGAACCCGGACAAUCAGCUGUACUCGUUGCUACUCUCGCGGGAGCACAUCCUGCAAAAGAGCGACAAACGAGGCGUGCACAAUCUGCUCGGUCGGCGUGGACUCAAGAUCGUCAAUAUCCGGGAGACGUGCAUGAACAACGCUGCCUGGAGAAGAGGAUCCUUCGAUCUGAUCGGGUGGCUGGCUCUGAUAGGGGUGUUAUCUUCGGUUUUCUUCGGCUCCUGGUAGUGGUGGUAAUAAAUGGUCGAACAAGGGAUAAACGAAACGGAAUUUUCGUUACGGUUGAAUCGUUAGCUGCGUCGACGUUAUAUAUCCGCGUCCCGAUCAUUCUAGCGAUCCUAAACGUUUCCCGACGAAAUAAAAUCUCUUGCCGCUUCUUCCUUGUCCUCCCCUUAAACGAGAGGAUCGUUAAUCCCUUAGGAAAGGAUUAACAGGGGCGAUUUCUGUUGCCGAGAGGAUCGAAUUCAACGAAGAGAGAGAACGUCUUAAUUGCCAACGCAGCUAACGACUCCGCGUCUCCAUUGCAAUAAAACCCGUCUGCGGCGCGAUAAUCUCGUAACGAGAAUCUCGACGAAACGAAAAAACUCGAAUUUAUCGCGUUUUGGCCUCGUGUGAUUCGACCUCGCGUGAAACCGGGACGGGAAAAGGAUGCACUGGUUGCCGUGUCGCGGGCGAUUCUCGUUAUUCUCGGCACGACGCCAGCUACCAGGGGAACGAUCCCCGUUAGAUGGUGCAUCGUUUCGCGUCGUCCUCACAGGUUCUUCCUGUGCUUAGUAUCGCGGGCCUUUGUUCCUCCGAUGGAGCUGCCGACCCCUCGAGUCCUCUCGACUGAAACAACAACGGGCUCGAACCUUCCCCAACCACGUAUCUACGAUAAUAUAUAUAUACAUAUACGCGCGAUUAUCGCAUAAUUCGAGGAGGGACCCGAGUGUUCAAAUCGAUCGGAUAUUGUCGUAACUCUUUCAGUCCAGGAUCGCAUUCGUUUGUACAGAUAUAUGAAAAAAAAUUAGAGGACGAAGCUGUUUCUUUUACGAGACGUGUCUAAUUUUAAUUAUCGUUGGACGAGAUGUUUCUUCGUAUUUUCAUUCGCGUCCCUUUAUAGAAUCUUGUUCUCUCAGAGUUUAUUUCUUUUUGGAAAAGAAAAAAAAAAGAAAAAAGACAUAUCAGACAAAGUCGUUGUUGUUGAAGAAGAGUGGAAAAAUGAAGGGGACAAAGAUUUAUCGAAUAAUGCGAUGCCACGGAUUGAAAGAGUUCCGCGAAGAACUCACUGUUCCAGCCAAGAUAAUCCUCCUGUUCAAAAAAAUAAGAAUGGGGGCGUUUCCGUGAAGAUUAGCGACGUUAGAUAGAAAUGCAUGUUGUAUGUAUCUCGGUUCGUGGAUUUAAGAAGACAAUAGUAAUGUAUCAAAUCGAUCGCGUCGACGAAGAACGAUCUCGAGUAGCCGAUUCUAAGAUUCAUCUGUUCGCUCGUCGAGCGAAGAGAAGGAAGCGGUGCACAGGGGGGAGAAAGAGAAAAAAAAGAAAAGAAGAAGAAGCCGUAGAAGCUGGUCGAUUUCCGCGUAAUCUUCCAUUCCUUCCAUUCCGUACCGUGAAAGUUUAACGGCAGAUCUCGUAGUGACGCGAUCGAAACACGAUUUUUCGCCCGAGAAAGAUAUUAUAAACGGAAUACAAAAAGAUGAAGCGAAUAAAUUAAAAUAUCAUCGGGAUCUAGUUUAAAUAAAUCGUGUUACGAGUCGUCUCUCCGCGCGCGUCUUUCUUCUCUAUCUCCGUUUUAGGAUAAUGAAUAAUUAAAAAAAAAAAAAAAAAAAAGAAUUACCAUUCUAAAGUAAAAUAAAAUCGCAAUAUAGCGCGAAAUAUUGGAUCAUCGAAAUUUUCGAUGAUUUUCCAUUCCAUUCCAACGACGAAGCAGCGGUGUACGAUUGUAUAAAUAGUUGAAUCUUAUCGUUAUAGAUUUAUUAUUCGUAUCGCGGUUGAUCGACGAUCUUUCGAAGAUUGAAGCUAAACAGGACUAAAGAUCGAGUAAUCGAGUAACAUUCGUGUCCUUUUUCACUCGAUCGCACUCGCUUUUUCAUUCGUAACGCUCGAACAUUCACGCAUACACACAUACACACACACAUACACACAUACACACACACAUACACACACACAUACACGCGUACCGAACAUAUCUUUUUAUACUUAAUCGAGAUUCGUUGAGGCGAUCUUUUUUAUAAUAAGGAUCUUUGAAUUCUGCCAGUUUUGUGUCUUCGUAUGCCUUUUUAUACGAACAACAUCCGAACGUACAAAAAAAAAAAAAUUUUAUGCUUGACUUUUACCUUUUUCUACGCGCUAUACCCGAUUUCAAUAUUAUACUGUGCUAUUUGUGUCCGAUAUCGUCUCUCUCCAACGAUUUUCUAAUAUUUUAUCCAAUCUAGGAUAAAAAUGAAUAAGACAAACUGUAGCAAGACUAUCGAUUUAUAUCACACACCUUACACAGGCAGCGAUGAUGUUCUCACAGGCGCGUCACAAUAUUUGUGAGAACAUAAACGAAUGCGUUUGAGCGAGCGUUGUUUAAAUGCGUUGAAAAAAAAAAAAAAAAAGAAAAAAAAAAGAAGCAAAGAAGCCUCCCGUGAAAAGGUAGCCGUCUCUACCGAGUCGAAAACGGGGAGGGAUUGUUACGAUUUGUUUGACAAGUUCAAAAUGGAACCCUAUGCGAUAUGUAUAUACGUAUCCUCGAUUCGCCACAAGCCCGGGUAUCGUCAUCUGCGAUGACGCGUUUGCCACACAAAUGGCGAUAGGAUAUACGCAUGGGGUACUCGUUAAAUUAUUGUACACUUUUCGAUGCCAAUCGCAAGGGAGUACGCCGUGUUAUGUUUUAAAUGCUCUAGAGUCUUUAUUUAUUGUACAGAAUGCUCGAUAUAUAAAUAAAUGAAUGAAUAUAUAUAAAUAUAUAUAUAUAUAUAUAUACAUACAAUACGAUCUAAUACGAUAUAAUACGAUAUCGCUUAUUAUGUGUAUAAAUAUGGAACAAUAAAAAAAAGGUCACUUCGA